CUGACGAGUGACAGACAAUGGCUCUGCUGUGGCUGCUGAGCUGCCUGGCUCUGGUGGGCUUUGCCCGUGCCGCCCUCCCUGAGGACUGCGGCGUGCCCGCCAUCGCCCCCGUCGUCCGUGGCUACACCCGCAUCGUCAACGGGGAGCCGGCAGUGCCGGGGUCCUGGCCAUGGCAGGUGUCCCUGCAGCGCUACGGGAGCUUCCACUUCUGCGGCGGGUCCCUGAUCAGCGAGAACUGGGUGGUCACCGCUGCCCACUGCGGCGUCAGGAAAACCGACAAAGUGGUGGUGGGUGCCUAUGACCAGAACAACCCCAGCACUGCUCAACAGACGCUGACCAUCGAGAAGGUACCGCUGGGGCGGGGGCUCUGUGCCCCCCCGGACGCCGUGGUGUGGCCCCAGUCGGUGGGGCAGGUCCAGGAGUUGGCCGCGCUCUGCUACCGCCGGCGUGUGCCCAUGGUGCCCUUUGGCACCGGCACUGGCCUCGAGGGCGGUGUCAAUGCCGUGCAGGGCGGCGUCUGCUUCGACCUGAGCCGCAUGGACAGCAUCGCAGAGCUGAGCCUGGAGGACUUCUCGGUGACAGUGGAGCCCGGUGUCACCCGCAAGGCCCUCAACAGCCACCUGCGUGGCACCGGGCUCUGGUUCCCUGUCGACCCCGGGGCAGACGCCUCUCUGUGUGGCAUGGCGGCCACGGGCGCCUCGGGCACCAACGCCGUGCGCUACGGCACCAUGCGCCCCAACGUGCUCAACCUGCGCGUGGUGCUGCCGGACGGGCGCCUGCUCCACACUGCCGGCCCCGGGCGCCAGGCCAGGAAGCGGGCGGCCGGCUAUGACCUGACCUCGCUCUUCGUGGGCUCCGAGGGCACCCUGGGCUUCCUGACUCAGGCCACGCUGCGCCUGCACCCUCUGCCCGAGGCCACCGCCGCCACCAUCGCCUCCUUCCCCGGCGUGGGGGCGGCCGUGGCGUGCACGGUGCAGGUGCUGCAGGCGGCCGUGCCCGUGGCCCGCAUCGAGUUCCUGGAUGAGGUGAUGGCAGAUGCCUGUGGCCGCUACAGCGGGAUGGGGCUGCCGGUGGCAGCCACGCUCCUCCUGGAGCUCCAUGGCUCCCGGAACAGCCUGGCUGAGCAGCAGCGGCAGACGGAGGAGAUCGUGCGACUGAACGGUGGCUCCGGCCUGGCCUGGGCGGAGGAGCCGGAGGAGCGCGGGCGGCUCUGGGCCAUGCGCCACAACGCCUGGUACGCGGCCCUGGCUCUGCGGCCUGGCUGCCAGGGCUACUCCACGGAUGUCUGUGUGCCCAUCUCCCGCCUGCCCGACGUGGUGGUGGAGACCAAGCAGGACCUGCAGGACUCUGGCCUCACCGGACCCAUGGUGGGACACGUAGGCGAUGGCAACUUCCACUGCAUCCUUGUCUUCAACACCCAGGACCCAGAGGAGGCCCAGCGCAUCCACGCCUUCACCCAGCGCCUGGGCAGGCGGGCGCUGGCGGCGGGGGGCACCUGCACCGGGGAGCACGGCGUGGGGCUGGGCAAGCGGGCACUGCUGCUGGAGGAGCUGGGCCAGGAGGGGCUGGACACCCUGCGCUCCAUCAAGGCUGCACUGGACCCCCACAACCUCAUGAACCCCGGCAAGGUGCUCUGAGGGGGGGCCCUGGCAUUGAGCUGGCAGUGGGGGGCUGCAAUCCCUGGAGACAGGGCUGGGGUGGCCACACUGCCCUGCACUGCCACCCUUUGUGUCCCCACAAAUCCC
Lepidothrix coronata (blue-crowned manakin) is the source of this 1745-nucleotide messenger RNA. Its product is annotated as probable D-lactate dehydrogenase, mitochondrial. NCBI's taxonomy places the organism in Eukaryota, Metazoa, Chordata, Aves, Passeriformes, Pipridae. The transcript is spliced from 13 exons. The coding region runs from base 18 to 1637 and encodes 539 amino acids. Gene Ontology annotation, cellular component: mitochondrion. Gene Ontology annotation, molecular function: FAD binding; D-lactate dehydrogenase (cytochrome) activity; D-lactate dehydrogenase (NAD+) activity. Gene Ontology annotation, biological process: lactate catabolic process; proteolysis. The record is from RefSeq and is a predicted model, not a curated record.